AAAUGCUAAAUAUCCUUACCCCACUUGCAACUAUACUAGUAGUAGUAUCCCACAUCCAUAUUUUUCUUCUCUUCUCCUCUUCACUUCACUUGUUUUUUGUUUGCAGUCUUCUCUACCUUUGCCUCCCUCCUCUGCCUCACAGCUUCUUUCCCUUGCCUGAACUUCUUAACCUCAAAUGGUGAGGAUUAUUAACCUCAUCAAAUCUCAAUCCAGUUCUUGAAUCAUUCCUCACUUUUGAUUGUUUUUUAUCUGGGCUUUUACUAUUUCUCUGUCAGAUCAAAGCCUUUUCAUUUUCUUAUCACUUGAACAAUUUCUUGUUGCUUCUUUACUUUGUUUACUUUUGCACAUAGGAAAACCCAUCUCGAUUUUGGUUUUCUUUGAUUGGAAUUUUUAUAAAGAUGUGCUGAAAAGAGGUUUUUGGUUGAAGAUGCAAAUGGUGGCUGUUUCCGUUUCUUAUGAGGUCUGCUUCAGUUGGUUCUUCUGCAGAGAUAAUUAAUUUUUGCCCAAGUUUUUUUUUGCUUUCUCUGAAAAAUGGGUAGAGGGAGAGGAAAGGGUAAGAAACAAUUGAGUACUGCUGCUCGUGAAGAUGCCGGAAGUGGUGAGGAGGAGAAAUUACCGGUGAGGAGAAGGGGAAGGCCACAGAAACCACUGAAGGAUGACAUUGAGGAAGAUGAAGAUGUUGAGAAGAUAGAAGAAGAAGAAGAAGACAGUGAAAGUGCAAAGAGCUCUGUUUUAAAUAAAGAUAGCAAGAAUCAACCCACUGUUGAGAAUGGCCGGAAGAGGAAAAGGGCUUCGCAAGUCAAGGAAAACUUAGAUUCUAUCAAAGAGGAAAAUGGUGUGGGAAACAAGACUAACACUAAUGAAGCAGUGAAGUCUGUUGGAUUCAGACAGAACGGCAGCAGAAGAAAGAACAAGCCUCGUCGGGCUGCUGAAGUUGGUGUGGAGUGCAGAUGAAUUUUGUGCUCAUUAUUGGAGAGCACAAAAAUUUGGCUUUCCAUUUUAUUUUGCCAUUUGUCGUAUUUUGUUGUGUUUGAUAGUCUCAACUGAAAAUUUUAUUAUCAAUCAAUAUUCUGUGAUGAUAUCAAGAAGCCUUUGGUUUUACCAAUUACCAGAUCAUCAUGUCAGAUAUGUUGUCUAAUCUUUUCCUUUUGCACUUGAAGUCUGAAGCAAGCUGAAUCCAACGUAGGUGUAAGUUCUUCUGCGAUGGCAUUUUGUUUUGGCAUGGUUUAAGUAGCUUCUUUUGGUUUAGCAUCCCUUGUAUAAUCUUCUUGAAGCCUGCUCAUUGCUUUGCUUGACACGUUUGUGUACAGCAAUGAAGCACGUAUGAAAAAAUUCCAGGUGGUUGGCUAUUAAAAAAAAAAAAAGGAAGAUUAUUGCCAUAGGUUCAGGUGCAAACGACUCUACGAGUGCAGAGAUUCUCCUGCCUGGAGAUAUCAGGUAAAGUACAAGAAGAUCUUUGCUCUUUCUGGCCAAUAUUUCUGUUUCAAAAUUGACUAAACUGCAGAAGAACUUGGGAGAUUUGCCCCAGUGGAGAUUUCAGGUAACAUACAAGUGUUCUUCUUGUUUGUUACUUCAGAUAACUUAAUUGCAAGGCUCACUUUAGCUGUUUGAUUUAGAAACCUUGAGGUUCUUUGGCUUUUUUGAUAUAUGAAUUUUUGACCUUUCAUGAUGUCAGUGACACAGUCUGUACAGUCACCGAUGCUUGCUUGUGAUAUAGGAAAAGAAAUUAUUUUGAAGCUUGGUCUUCCUACAGUGCAAAUUGUUCAAUCAUAUAGUUUGUGCUGGGACAUUUUGCAUGAAAUGAGAUGGUACAAAAUAAAGGCUUGGGGAAAAUGGAUGAAGUUCUAUUUGCAUCUUCUCUCUGGAUUUUUUUGGCUGCAUUGAUGUUUUUGGCUAAUAUUGUACAGGUACUAAGUUCUACACAUGAAACAUUGUGAAAAGAUUGGUUUUCUCUCAUUGAACAAUUUGAAUCUGUUUUCACGUAUGCAGACAUGUCUAGAUAGAUGCACAUGCGUGCGGAACCAUUGUGCCUCGUAUUCUUUUCUUGCUGCAGUUUGUUACAGCAAAUGAAGGAUAUUAAGGUACUUCACUGCUUUGCAAAAGUUUGCAGAUGGAUUUAUUAGUUAUUAGUGGGAUGAUAAUCAGUAUUCUGAUCUAUUGAGGAAUCGUUUCUUGCAUCUGUUUCAACCACAAAUCUGUUGCAUGAGGAAUUGGCAUGCUAGAGUUUCUAUUACAAACCUGCAUAAUUGGUCAAGGUGAAAGGAAGAUUUCGGGAUACAUGGUUCAGUUACUCAGCUAUUGGCAACAAAACUAAGCACAAGCAGACUAAAUUUCUCAUGAAUUGUACUUGUAAUUCUUGUCGAAUGGAGUUGAUUGUCAAGUCCCCAUGGCCAAAUUUCAUUUCA
Molecule: messenger RNA, 2405 nt
Organism: Coffea arabica (coffee)
Lineage: Eukaryota; Viridiplantae; Streptophyta; Magnoliopsida; Gentianales; Rubiaceae
Source: RefSeq, a predicted model, not a curated record